Bombina bombina (fire-bellied toad) is the source of this 4623-nucleotide messenger RNA. It is a transcript of the gene APCDD1, whose product is annotated as APC down-regulated 1. The transcript is spliced from 5 exons. NCBI's taxonomy places the organism in Eukaryota, Metazoa, Chordata, Amphibia, Anura, Bombinatoridae. Gene Ontology annotation, biological process: negative regulation of Wnt signaling pathway. The coding region runs from base 363 to 1916 and encodes 517 amino acids. The record is from RefSeq and is a predicted model, not a curated record. Gene Ontology annotation, molecular function: Wnt-protein binding. Gene Ontology annotation, cellular component: plasma membrane.
CUCACUCACUGCAACAAGUCAGGGGACUGAGGGGAGAGAGAAUGCUGCUCGUUUGCUAAAGAGAACCAAGACAUAGUUCCCAUGUGCUGUGUGUAUUUCACACUGAAACUAACACAAUCAACUGAGAGCCCAUCGCUCCCUGGAUACCUGCAGCAGACAAGCAUCACUGCGCAUGAGGAAAACCAGUCCUGAUUAUACUGUAUCCCAUUCUGCCAUGGACGUACCUUUUGUAGGACCUCAACUUACCUGAUUCCAAAAACGCCAUAAAUAGCACAGAGAGAACAAAAUAAGUAUUGGAUUUUAAAACCCUGGAGAUCUGUUGGGAUUGUAAAAGGUUGCAGUAUUCCUGGGUAUAAGGAGCUAUGGGAAUGUACACAUGUGCCAAGCUGAUGAUCUGCUUAUUCACUGUGAUGCAUUUGCACGGUUUGGGAGGAGGUUCUGCCCUUGUGUUACCAGACAGUAGGACUCACCCCAGGUCUCUGGAGAAGAGUGCAUGGAGGACCUACAAAGAGUCACAGUGUCACCAUAUGCUAAAACAUCUUCACAAUGGUGCUCGGGUAACUGUGCAAAUGCCACCAAAUAUCGAAGGACAUUGGGUCUCUACAGGAUGUGAAGUUCGAUCUGGCCCAGAAUUCCUGACAAGGUCGUACAUAUUUUCUAACAAUAAUACUUUCAAAGCCUAUCAGUUUUAUUAUGGAGGUAACCACUGUACAAACCCAACCUACACUUUGGUUAUUCGUGGUAAAAUUCGUCUUCGCCAGGCUUCAUGGAUUGUGCGAGGUGGGACAGAAGCCGAUUACCAACUGCAUAAUGUGCAGAUCAUUCCACAUAGUGAGCAAGUGGUGGAAAAACUCUCCUGGAUGAUGAACCAAUCUUGUGCCGGUUUAGUACCUGCAAAUGGAUCAUGGGAAGUAGAUGUGAGCCAUGAUUUGUGGCGAGAAGACACAGGGUUUAAGUGUAUAAAACCGCUGAACUUUGCCAUGCAUGAGCUUCAGCUUAUUCGAGUAGAGAAGCAGUAUCUGCAUCACAACCUGGAUCAUUUAGUAGAAGAACUUUUCCUUGGAGAUGUUCAUACUGAUGUCUCACAGAGGAUGUAUUAUCGACCAUCUAGUUACCAAGCUGCUCUACAAAAUGCCAAGAACCAUGACCAGUCUUGCAUCGCCUGCAGAAUCAUCUCCCGCUCAGAUGAAUAUCACCCUCCAAUUCUCCCUCCCAAAGCAGACCUGACGGUUGGACUAAAUGGGGAGUGGGUAAGCCAGAGGUGUGAAGUACGACCUGAAGUCCUCUUCCUCACAAGACAUUUCAUCUUCCACGAUAAUAACCACACCUGGGAAGGAUUUUACUAUCAUUAUUCAGAUCCAAUCUGCAAGCACCCUACUUUUACCAUCUAUGCCAAGGGCCGGUAUAGCAGGGGAGUGCACUCGUCUAAAGUCAUGGGCGGAACUGAAUUUGUGUUUAAAGUAAAUCACAUGAAGGUGACACCCAUGGAUUUCGCUACAGCUUCUUUGCUAAACGUAUUUAAUGGUGAUGAAUGUGGGGCUGAAGGUUCGUGGCAAGUUGGAAUAGAGCAAGACGUUACUCACACCAAUGGCUGUGUAGCCCUAGGUAUCCGUCUCCCUCACACAGAAUAUGAGCUGUUUAGAAUGGAGCAAGAUGCCAGAGGAAGAUACUUGCUUUUCAAUGGCCAAAGGCCGAGUGAUGGCUCCAGCCCAGACAGACCAGAGAGAAGAGCAACAUCAUAUCAAGUACCACUUGUACAAUGUGCCUCCUCAAGUAUAAGGCACGAGGCCACAAUGGAAGGGCACCAGCGCUUUCUCAUCAAAAAUUUUGCAGCCAGCAUCUUCCUUCCUGGUGUAUUUUUCCAAAGCCUUCUUAUCUUUAUUUGUACUUUAACAUAUUCAGUCAUUCUCAGCUAAAAAUAAUAAGAAAGAUUUUGUCAAACGUAAUUAUCAUGGGACCAAAACUUCUCUUUCUUUGAAGAAAGGACAUUUGUUUACUUGACGCACUUGGAUGCCUGAGAACUGUUGUCAGCAUUGUUGUUCCUCUCCCCCUGUUAUCCCUCCCUUUCACCUCUUCCUCUGGCCUUCUUUUUAGAUGGUUAACCCAUUGUGUUUGAAGUUUGGGCUUUGAACUUUACCCAGCCUGACCCAGCCUUAUGUGACUGCUCAGCUGUAAUUGCACUUUAGGUUGGCAGGCAUAUUUCUACUUAUAUUUUGCCGAAGCAAAAGCCGUUUACACACCAGUGAAGCUCAAAUUUUGUCUGUGCCAUAUUGCUGUUUAGAACUUUCUAAAAGAAAAAAUACAUAUUCCUAACAAGAUUUAUCCUGCUACUUAAAAAUUAACUCAAACUUUUUCUGCUGCCUAAGGAUACUACAGCUAUAACCUACUGGCAACAAAGGAGUUAAAAAUAGUGUUGUAUAUAUGUGGGUAAUGUAUAUAAAUAUAUAUGAAAAAUGCAAUGAUUUAUCUGGACAUAUUACAUGUUUUAAACCAAAGAACAAAGACAUGGCUAGUUUUAAUGUAAGUGUAGAUAUAUGUAGAAUUUACAAAUGCAAGAUAAUUUAAUAUUAUCAUUCUUAUAUUUUUUAAAAAAGAAAUGUAAAUUUCUGAGACAAGCUUAUUAAGACAAUCAUGAAUGUUCUGUUCAUGUUUAGUUUAUUUAUACAUUUGUAAUAACUUAGAAAAAAAAAUAUUUCUUUAGAAAGAAACUUCCUAUGUCUCAUACUGGUAAUGUAAAAAGAAUACUUCAACUCACUAAGACAAGCUUGUUUCUGUGCAUUAUUUUAAUUUGCUUGGUAAAUCAGUUUUGGGCAAGAUAUACAACAUUACAGAAACCAUCGGUGUUAGUAAUAAACUUGUAAGUUAAUUUCCAAUAAAUUGCCAUCAGGUUAUUGUUUUUUGUUUGUUUUUUUGUUUUGUUUUUUUUUGGGGGGGGGUUCUAAGGGAAAAAGAAAAUACAUUAAUAAUCUGUCUGACUAUAGCAGUGACCUGAUAGUGUAGUGGACAAGUAAGACGUUGCAGUAAAUCAGCAAGAAAUUAGUAUUUUUCCUGGCUAACAUUAUGUAGACUAGUAACUUUUUUUCUUCUGGGAUAGUAACUUUUCUUCCCUAACUCGUAAAGUAAAAUGAUACUCCUAAAUAUAUAGUAACACAGUCGGUGGUCUGAUUCACCAAAAUAGUCAACCACCUACUACGUUUAUGUCAUAGAAUUGUGUGGCUACAAGAAUUUUCACAACUAUAGUGCCAAUUUAUUAAACUUACCUUUUUCCCUAAAUCUUUAACUUUAAUAAAUUUGCACUAUAGUUAUGAAAAUUCUUGUGAGUGCUGAAUUCUAUGACAUCUAUAUAAAAAUGUGUGCAUGGGUCAUUGUAUGUAGAGGUAGCCAGAGUUGUACAUUAGAUAGUAUGGGCUAGAUUACAAGUGAAGAGCUAAGUUAUCACACGCCCGCAAAUGGACGAGCUCGCGGUAGCAACUAGCACUCAGAUCUGAUCUCUGGUUAAUUUCUAAAAUAGCCCCAAAAGCCCUCAAAAUAGGGCAUUGUGGUUUUUUUAUUUAAAAAAGUGAAGUUUUUUUUUUUUUUUUUCAAAUAAAAAAACAAAUAAAAAAACAACUGCACUAAGAAGUUUUUAGGGUCUAAAGUUGGCAGGUGUGGAGUGGUAGAAAAAAAACGGCACUGAAAAGUGCCUUUACAUUGCUGUCUAUGGGAACUGUGUGUUCCUGUAAAUAUAUAUGUAUAUGCUUAUAUGCAUAUAUAUUUAUGUGUUAAUAUGUGUAUAUCAGCAUAUACAUAUAUAUAUUUACUUACCCUCUUUGCUGAUGAUGAUGAUGUCUCUGACAGCAUCAGAACGAGGCUCCCAUUUGAACCUAUGGAAGCGCGCUCGCAUGAACACAAUGCGUUUGCAUUGCUGUUAGCUUGUAAUAUCAGCGCACAUAAGCGCUCCACUUGUAAUCUGACCCUAAAUUUGUAUACUAUACAAUAACUGGUGUCUGCAACAACUUUGUGUCCUUAGGUGUUAUGGAUAACAUAGCCAUACUCUGCCAUUGUUAGAUAUUCAACAGAAAAGAUACUAGAGCACCAACACAGUAUCUCUAAACCUAACAAAUCUUUGAAAAUAAAAAAUAAAUAUAUAAAAUUUAAUAAAACAAUUCAAUAGCUUAAUAAUAUGUAAAGCAUAUUAUCAAAAUCUUGACAUAUUGAUUAUAAAAUCCUGCGUGAAAUAUAUAUAUAUUAAAAAUAGUUGCACUAGCACUGCAUAAGAAGGCUAUAUUUCUGGCUGCAUCAUGUCUGCCCAGACUGAUCAAAUAUUACGCGUUUCAUGACACACCCUUCCUUUUGCACUGUUUUUGAAUAAACUCUGAUGGAUAUUGGUUUAUUGAUAAUAUGAAGCACCUGUGCUAUUUGCACACCAACCAUAUAUUUUACUUGUACUGCAGCAAUCAUAAUUGGCAUUUGCUAAUUAGGCGUGUUGUUGAUUUUUGUUGUAUUUGCCAUAUGCAGUAUUGUAAAUCAUAACAACUGUUUUAUUUUAGAAGCCAACGAUUACAAAACGCACUGAUGUUACCUCUAUUCAUCUUUUCUCUAAUGCUUUCAUGAACUGUAAUAAAUUUGUUUUAAAAACCUCUA